AUGGAUUCUCAACCCAUUAUUCGUGAUCUUGUUUCAGCCAAUAUUGUAUCAACAAUAGGAUCCUCACACGGAACUGCUGUUCAAUUAGUCGAAAGUGAUAAAAAUCCAUUUGGUCAUACCAUCGUAAAUACACAAAAUGAUAGAGUAUCAGACCCACAAGAUCUUGUAAACUUAGCUCGACAAAUCGAAACAUGUGAUGCAUUUGUUCGAGCCAAUGUUUCCAAUCGUUUACAAGUUAUUGUUAAUCAAAUGAACUAUUUACGUCAGGAAGCUCAACGUACAUUAAUGAAAGCACGACGCGAUGAUGAGCUAAAUCACUGCGCUUGCAAUCUUGUUCGACGACCCGGUCAAACCUAUUAUCAUUAUGAGAGACCCACUGGACAAAAAUAUUUAUCUAUUAUGCAUCCACAAGAUUGGUUAACAAGUACAAAAAGUAAUGGUUGUCCACAUCGGUUUUUAGGUGCCUAUAGACUUGAAUAUGAUAACUCUUGGACAAGAGACCCAACUGAUUUUGACGAUGGAUUAGAUGAUCCAUUAGAUGAAUUGAAACAACAGAAAGCAAAUGAUGCGAAGCAAAACCAGAAAAUGCUUGAAUUUCUUAUUAAAUCAUAA
Molecule: messenger RNA, 612 nt
Organism: Rotaria socialis
Lineage: Eukaryota; Metazoa; Rotifera; Eurotatoria; Philodinida; Philodinidae
Source: the annotation of a GenBank genome assembly